Molecule: messenger RNA, 1786 nt
Organism: Erythranthe guttata (spotted monkey flower)
Lineage: Eukaryota; Viridiplantae; Streptophyta; Magnoliopsida; Lamiales; Phrymaceae
Product: gibberellin receptor GID1B
Biological process (GO): floral organ morphogenesis; raffinose family oligosaccharide biosynthetic process; positive regulation of gibberellic acid mediated signaling pathway
Cellular component (GO): cytoplasm; nucleus
Molecular function (GO): hydrolase activity; gibberellin binding
Source: RefSeq, a predicted model, not a curated record
ACCUCACCCCCCCACCCCCCCUCUUCUCUUGAUCUUUUUUAGUUCUUCUGGGUGAGAAAUCCUGAAGCCAUCUGUCUCUGUGUAUUUUUCAGAAGUGUCUUCUUCCUUUGUUUGUUCCUCAGAAAAAAAAGCACAAUCAUUAUUAAGUAAGCAAAAGAGAAAAAAAAAAAAAAAAUUAAACUCCCAUAAACACACACAGCUAAGUGUGUUCUGUAGGUGAAAAAAAAAACUCAUCUUUUUUCCAGUGCGCCCUUUGUGGGAGAUCAGCGAGCGAGAUUUGGAAGGAUUGAAACCCUAUAAUCAAUCUCAUGGCGGGUAGUAACGAAGUAAAUGCUAACGAAUCAAAGAGAGUGGUUCCCCUCAAUACAUGGAUUCUAAUAUCAAAUUUCAAGCUAGCAUACAACUUGCUCCGCCGCCCGGACGGCACAUUUAACCGUGACCUAAAUGAAUACCUCGACAGAAAAGUCACCGCGAACGCGAACCCUGUCGAUGGUGUCUACUCGUUCGAUGUUGUUGACCGGUCAACCAGCCUCCUCAACCGUGUUUAUCUUUCAGCCCGUGAAAACGGGGCUCACUGGGGUAUAAACGAGCUCGAGAAGCCCUUGAGCACAACUGAAGUAAUCCCUGUUAUAGUCUUCUUCCACGGCGGGAGCUUCGUCCACUCCUCAGCCAAUAGCGCAAUCUACGACACCUUCUGCCGCCGCCUCGUCAGCACCUGCAAGGCGGCGGUUGUGUCGGUCAACUACCGCCGCUCGCCGGAGAAUCGGUACCCUUGCGCGUACGACGACGGAUGGACGGCGCUCAAGUGGGUCCAAUCGAGGCUGUGGCUUAGGAGUGGCGCCCAAUCUUCGAGGGUGCACGUUUACUUGGCCGGAGAUAGCUCCGGCGGAAACAUAGCCCACCACGUGGCGGUGAGGGCGGCGGAGGAAGGGGUUGAAGUAAAAGGGAAUAUUCUCUUGCACCCUCUGUUCGGUGGGCAAGAGAGGACCGAGUCGGAGAAGCUAUUGGAUGGGAAGUACUUUGUCAAGAUUCAAGACAGGGAUUGGUACUGGAGGGCGUACCUUCCGGAAGGUGAGGAUAGAGACCACCCCGCGUGUAAUGUGUUUGGCCCGAGGGGUAAAAGUGUCCAGGGCUUCGUUAAUUUUCCGAAGAGCCUCGUUGUUGUGGCGGGAUUGGAUCUCCUUCAAGAUUGGCAAUUGAGGUACGUGGAUGGGCUCGAGAAAUCGGGGCAAGAAGUGAAAUUGCUUUAUCUCGAAAAGGCGACAAUUGGAUUCUACUUCUUGCCGAAUAACGAUCAUUUCCAUUCCUUAAUGGACGAGAUGAGAAGCUUCAUCCACUCGUAAUAUUGUUAAUACGUUUUCCUUUUUAUUUUUAUUUAACUUCGAUAUAUAGGCGGCCGGUUUUAUACGUAUUAACAACGGAAGGGUUGACAUUUUAUGGUAGGAUUGUAUGGUUGUGUAGUUAUUAUAUAUGGUUUGUGUAGAUUUUUAUUCGGGUUUCUAUUUCGGGUAACUUCGAAUCGUUGUUUAACGACGUAGGGGUAGCGGGAUUAGGGUUUCGAGAUUUGGAAAUCUUGAUCCCUUUUUUUUUUUUUGUUGAUGUGUUUAUUUGGGGGGGUUAUUCUACCUAGUACAUUGUGACCCCCCUUUUAGGAUGUUAUUAUUAUUGAUGAAAAAGCUAAUUCAGUAACAUGGAUUUUGGAAAAUCCAAUGCUGCUGUAAUAUAUUGUACUUGAUAUUGAUGCUACUAUUACUCUAGUCAUGUAUAAAUAUUAUUUUUGUUUUUU